AUGCCUGAAUAUAUAGGUGUAGAAUAUGCUUUAGUUGAGAUUAUUAAACACUUCAAAAAUGCCAUACCUGUACAUAAAACAAAAUAUGAAGAAUCGUAUAGUUCAAUAACAGAUUUAGAUAACUAUGUAACACCAGAUUUUACUAAUAAUAUGAUACAUGUGUGUUACAAAAAUGAAUGUGACACUGGUAGUAUCAACUGUUUAGAAUUAAAUGAAAAAGUUAAAUGUGUUCAGCUUAAUGCUCUAGCAUUUACUAAAGAUUUAAUUAACUCAGAUGGCCAUAUAAUUGUCAAAAACAGUAUAACCAGAGUUAUUUAUUCAAGCCAUGCUAGUUGUAAAGAAUUAAGAAAAAUUGUUAAAUUUUUAAAUCCAGAUAAAUUGCAUUUUAAUGUAAUCGUUAAUCAAAUGUACAAAGAGAUAUAUCAUACUUAA
Cinara cedri is the source of this 432-nucleotide messenger RNA. Lineage: Eukaryota; Metazoa; Arthropoda; Insecta; Hemiptera; Aphididae. The record is from the annotation of a GenBank genome assembly.